Molecule: messenger RNA, 2039 nt
Organism: Saccostrea cuccullata (small rock oyster)
Lineage: Eukaryota; Metazoa; Mollusca; Bivalvia; Ostreida; Ostreidae
Product: guanylate cyclase soluble subunit beta-2-like
Exons: 10
Coding region: 27-2039 (670 amino acids)
Biological process (GO): cGMP biosynthetic process; response to oxygen levels
Cellular component (GO): guanylate cyclase complex, soluble
Molecular function (GO): heme binding; guanylate cyclase activity
Source: RefSeq, a predicted model, not a curated record
AUUUACAAAAGGAUUCGUUUCUGGAAAUGUUUGGCGCUUUUCUAUUUGAACAUCUUCGUCGCUAUGGCUACGAAGAACUUAUCCGAAACCUGGCCAACAAUGUCCUGGAAUUCCUACAGAAUAUGGAUUACGUGCAGUCUUACCUCAAAGAAGAGUAUCAAGAUUACGUCAUGCCUCAUUUCCGGUGUGACGACGACUCGGUAUCAGAUAGAAUGAUACUCCAUUACUUUUCAUACAGACCAGGAUAUCGACAAAUUGUAACUGGAUUUAUCAGAGAAGCUGCGAAGUCUUUGUACAAAAUGGAACUCCACAUAGACAUACUUUCUACAACUGAAGAAACUGUAUCUUCGAAUCAACAUGGAGUCAGAGAGCACGUGACUUUCAGUAUCGUUGCAAAGCAGAUACUGGAUAAAGUGAAUGACCCUCCGCCGACUUUCAUCGCUCAAACUAAGAAGCAUGGCGAGCAACAAAUACUUCAAGGGGAUGUUGAAGCUGUUAAAAAGAAAUUAGAAGAAAUAAAGAAAGAAUUUGGAGAAGAAGCAUUGCCCGUCGCAAAAUACAAAAGUAGUAGAGCAAAAUGGCGGGCAAUAGCCAGAAUAAGUUUACUGAGCCGUGGAUUUGUGCCAAACUAUCCAGAGGAAAUCCCGAUAAACCCACGCAUGUUUAUCGAGGUUUUUCCAUACCACGUGAUUUUUAAUACCAGUAUGAAGGUUCAUCAGUCGGGAAUAAGUAUUCAACAGUUGAUGCCAAGUAUCCGGAUUCGCUCCUCGGAAAUGAAGGACUACUUCCUAUUGCGAUACCCGCGGUGUACGGAUCUGACUUAUGAUAACAUUCAACGGUUCAUAAGGUCACCGUUCAUUCUGGAAUUACGCCGAGAAAGGAUGCAAAAGACUUGGACAAAGCGACCUCCUCUGUUAAUAAAAGGACAAAUGUUUCAUUUAAGGGAUAAAGGAUUCGUCUUUUUCGUGGCUUCUCCCUACAUAAGGGCCUGGGAAGACCUCGAAUCUAGAACGAUGAGACUGGCUGACCUUCCAAUGUGGGACGCCACUAGAGAUUUCCUGCUGUCGGAUAUGGCAUUUCGCGUCGGGUCAGGACAGUAUUACGGUCAUUUCUUCCUCGACAACAACUCGCUCAUCAACGCUGGUGAAAUGAUGAACAGGAUGGGUGACGACGAUAAAGACGAUGGUAAUGAAAAAGAAAUCGGAAACGUCAGGACAAAAUGGAUCCGGGUACAGCGAGAUUUGGACAACGAAAGGAACAGGAAUGAACGUCUUUAUCACGCUUUCCUACCUCGGUCUCUGGCUUUGACAAUCCAAAAAGAAGAACUUCCAGGAGCGGGCUAUUAUCCUGAAGUGACCGCGUUGUUCUGUGACGUCGUUGGGUUCAUACAGUUGGUUGCUAACUGUAAGCCAAGCGAUGUCCUAGAAGUUCUCAACGCUCUGUAUAGGAAAUUCGACAGACUCACGCAUGUGCACGACACUUUUCGGGUUGAAUCUAUCGGCGAUGCAUACUUUGUUGUUUCGGGAACGCCGGAGUCGCAGACGCACCAUGCUGAAAGAAUUGCCAAUACUGCUUUGGGGAUGCUCAUUCUCGGAAACGAAGUCGCAUCUCCACUGUACGGGGAAAAGAUUCAGCUUCGCAUCGGUAUCCAUACUGGGUCGCUUGUUUGUGGAGUUGUAAAUUCCCGUUUGCCAAGGUUUGUUGUGAUGGGGGAAACAGCGGUGGUGGCAUCCAAGAUGGAGAGUCAUGGAGAGCCGGGCAAGAUCCACAUCAGCCCCACCACUUACAAUGCCAUUUGCGAGAAAGGUUUUAAAAUGGAGCCGAGAGGUCAGACUGACUUACGCGGUUUAGCGGCGAUGGAGACGUACUUCCUGUUGGGAAAUAAGAAAGUCACUAAUGACGCCCUGGUGGGAAGACCAAAAGGAGGACAGGAAGUGACGUUUAUUGACGAGAAAAAUGACGUCAAAAGAAAAGAUGACAUGGGUUUGAAUCUCUCUGGAACAACUUACAGUGACAUUAUUCCUUUCCCGUACAAAUAA